Messenger RNA from Podarcis raffonei (Aeolian wall lizard), 5099 nucleotides. RefSeq names its product major facilitator superfamily domain containing 6 like (gene MFSD6L). NCBI's taxonomy places the organism in Eukaryota, Metazoa, Chordata, Lepidosauria, Squamata, Lacertidae. The record is from RefSeq and is a predicted model, not a curated record. Gene Ontology annotation, cellular component: membrane. The transcript is spliced from 2 exons. Bases 282 to 2228 code for a protein of 648 amino acids.
GCCAAGAGGAGCGUUACCCACAGGGACUGACAGGGGCUUGUUUUUAAGUAGUCGCCCGUGUGGGUGGCAGGUGAGGGGAUGACGGGCCGCCACCUCAGGAACUGUUCCGACGUUCUCGGUGUGGAAAAGCGAGGGAGGGAUCCAGGGCCUUGCUGGCAGGCAGCCAUGCUUCUGCGGGCAAACAUGUACCCUUCCAUCGCUUUUAAUGGACAUUCGAGUAUCAACAACAGGUCGCUGAAAACUAAUGGACAAAAUUGGGAGCCAAGCCUACACCUGAAGCCAUGAAUACAAACAACCAGUGGGAUGUGAACAAAGCACUAACUCUUGCUAGCCUCUUCCAUUUUCUUUAUGGUGCAGGAAAUGCGUGUGCAAUUCCGUUUUUAACUCUGUACUUUCGGCAGCUUGGACUGACUGCACCAUUAGUAGGGAUUAUAAUAGGAUUAAAGCACUUAGUCACUUCUCUUUGGGCUCCACUGUGCUCCUAUUUAGCAAAAACUCACAAUAAGAGAAAAGUUCUCAUCAGCGGAUCGCUACUGUGCUCAGUUGGAGCAAGUUUGCUUCUUACUCUUGUCCCACCACCGAGCAAGGACAUUGUCUAUAGGUAUUGUAAUGUGAGCCAGCAUCCAAAUAAAUUACUGACAGCAAACCAGGUGUCUGAUGUAAAUGUGAACAGUCCAAGUACAAUGAAUGUUAACCCUGCCUCUGAUGACAAAACACUCUCUACUGAAUCAUUUGGAAUAAUCUCUAAGGACUUGAUUACUACUGGAAAGCCAAUAGUAACAAAUGCACCAUUCAAAAUUUAUUCCACUAUUAAUAUCCCUUCUGUGAUCAACAGUGGUGUCAACGAUGGUGAUACAAGUACCCAGCAAUUCACUGAUGUUCCGUAUGGUGUGAUAUCUGGUACUUCUGGGAAAGAAGUUUCCCCAGGAGAACAAACGUUGGAGACACUGACUGUAAACAGGCCUGUGAAGGCAACUAGUAGCCCACCUGCUGAUAUGAAUAUUGAAGAAAAAUUUGUGGAAAAUGACUCUUCAGAAAGAAGUGCUAACUUCUCAUUUUACACAGCCCCUGUACCUCUUAAAAAGACACAAUAUGUAUUCAAAAACUUGUCAGGUCGCUGGGAAAGAGCACAGGAUAUGAGCUCUUGGUUACUACAAGGUACUGACUUCUUGGACAGUGAACACCAGGCCUUUCUUAUGGUGCUAGGUGCUGUUGUUCUUUGGGAGCUCCUGGCUGCACCUCUUGGAUGGAUGGUUGAGGACAGCCUCUAUGAGUACCUUGAUUUCGUUGAUGCAGCAGACAGAUAUGGAAAUCUUUGGAUUUGGAGUUACUUAGGAGCAUCUAUGGGUGUCUGUGGUGUAGCAAUAUUUGUGGAUCAGCUGAGUUGCUUCUUGAGCACGAAUAUCCCACGUUUUGCAGUGCAUUUUUAUGGCUAUGCCAUGUUGCUGACUUUAACGUUGGCUGUCAGUGUCUUCUUUCCCAUUCAUGUGUCCAAAAAAAGUGAACAUGUAAACAAAACAGUCAAAGCUUUAAACCUGAUUGGGAGCGAUGGCAGAACCAUCCUGUGUGCAGUAACUGUCUUCCUCACGGGUGCCAUUGGGUCAACUGUGCAGAAUUUUCUUUUCUGGCAAAUGCAAGACCAAGGCAGCAGUGAAUUAUACAUGGGUCUCUCAGUGGCCAUUGGACUGAUUGCCGAAAUCCUGCUCUACAUCUUCAAAAGCAAGUUACUAAGGACUCUCUCAGCUGGUGGCACAGUUGCCUUGAGUUUAAGCUGCCUUGCAGCACAACUGCUCUACUAUUCCUUCCUAUGGAACACCUGGUCUGUGCUGCCAAUCCAGAUCUUCUGUGCCUUCAGCAAUGGUGCCUUGUGGUGGGCUGUGAACAUGCUGGCAGAUGACAUUGCCACUCCUGGCACAGAAAGGUCUCUCCACCUUGUCCUACAGGGCCUCUCUUGUGGCUGUGGAGCCAGUCUGGGAAGUUUUGCAGGAGGGUUUGUUGUGAACAGCUUUGGCCUAGCAGUGCUCUAUCGGGCAUGUUCCAUUACUUUAAUACUAUGGUUAAUCUUGUUCUUGAUUGUCCAAUCCAAGUUGCCACGUCAAAAAAGAAUUAAUUACUCCCGACUCCUAGCUGCAGAUUCUAGUGAUAUGAGUGACUCCGAUGAUGAUGAUAAAGAAAGGGACUGGCUGGUGAAAGCUAUGAAAGACGAGAACUUCACUAGGAAUUGGUAAAAGUCUUGCAUUUCAUCGGUCUGUCAGGCAAAGAACAGACUUUGGAGGAAUAGGGUGAUGCUAUUAGAAAUGAUGCACAUGGAAUCUGUAAGAAGCCAUUCUACUAGCAGUGGGAUUUUAUGAUGUACAUAUUUAUAAAGAAAGCAAUUAUAAAGAUUUUAUAAAGAUUUUAUUUUCCUAAGAUUAAUUUAUUGCAAAAACUUGUAGCAUUUUAUUUGCUUUUCUAAGAUUUAAGUUUUCAUGAUCCAAGGAAAUGGGACUUUUAGUUUCUGCUGAAAUUAAUAGUUUUUCAGUUUCAAUAGUGACAAAAAUUGGUUAUCUUUAGAGACCCAGCUGGCCAUAUAGGAGGUUGUAAUUCAUAGCAAUUUAAUCUUUUUUUCACUACUAGUUAAUUCCUAGUAGAUAACAUGCUGUCUCUUCUUUCAAUUUUGUCCUCAAUUGGGCACAAACUGCUGUAGAAACAAAUAUGCUGAUUCUUUAUUUUUAUGGAUCCAACAUCAUUUUGGAAACUAGCACUUUAAAUAAGUGGGCCUCAAUACUGGAAUAAAAUUGUCUAGUGGUUAUGUAGAUCUUAUUGCUGGCAAAGUAUGCGGCUUCCUUUGGUCAGUAUUAUUCUGAAAGAAAAUAUUCUUUCAGAAUAUCUCUCAUCUCCUGACUGGGAACUUCCAUACAGUAAAAACAUUUCUUUUUAAACAUCUCACACUUGUAAUGUUAAUAUAAAAUCUACAUUGGUUAGAAUGCACAUGCAGUUCACAAAUCUCUUGUCUACUUUCUAUCCUGUAUUAAUAGCAUAUGUGGAAAUACUGAGUUGUACAAGUUAACUCCGGGCCCCUUAACAUUAGACCCAAUGGAUGAGGAAGCAAAGUUUCUAGGAUGUAAGGCUUUGCCCCUCUUAGGUGAUGGAUAUUAAGAAUCAUUUUUUAGUACUCAUAGGGCUUUGCUUAAACACUGUGAGAGGAAUUCAGUGUCAAGCUCUUAUAAUUGUUCCAUCAGCAUAAGCAUUUCUGCUUGGCAGAUGGAACAAUCCUCCCUCUCCUAAGUCCUUCCCAGAGCCAAUGAGGGGGAGGCACAGAGGGAGAAGAGGGAGGGAAAUAGCCAUUGUGCUAGCAGGAUUCAUUGCGUUGGCUCAUUCUAGCGCAACAGUUUAGUUGAAUCCAGCCCUCAGCCAUAAUCUAGUUUGACUGAUUCAGUUUACUCAGGCAAGGGAACAAGUUAACCAAUGCAGAGGGCUACAAAUCCCACAUGUUUGCCUGAGAGAAUAUACACUUUCAGCUUUAUACGUGUGUGUUCGAGAAGAGCUAUAUCUUUAUUUCAUAGGGGAAUCAUGAUUCAGAAGGAUGUUAGUAGCAUCAUGGGAAGUUGGAAGGUGGCCUUUCAAAUGCACACUACAGAAAAAUCCACCUUUUACUUUAAAUUGUCACACAUUUCAAGCUAUUGGAAAAUUUCCUUUCAUUUCUCCAGUGCAAACUGUGCUGCUGCUAACAAGUUGCGUUUGAUGGGAGGAAGCUUGAAUAGGAUGUUUUACUGUUCUGCAGUAGCUUGUCCUCAUGCUACAGCCUUGAUACAAAUCAUCUUUCUAUAGGUGGUAAUAGCCAUGGAGAGGGCAAUCUACAGGUAAAGGUUUUAUGCCCAAAUUUUCCCCUUCCACAGCUAAUAGAAACUUCAUGAAGCAGGAACAUUAAACUGGUGAAUCACCACACAAGCAAAGGGUGUCCCUUGCCCAGCUGCUUUUUGAAAAGAAAAAAGAUGUUGGGAGUUCAAGUCAUGAAACUCCCAUAGUCUAAAUUGUCUGAAUUUAUCAAGUGGCUUUUCAUGUGUUUUGCAUGAAUGCUAGGCAUGUUGCUCUGAAUGUUGUUGCCCUUUGGCUAAGAAAAUAGUAUUGACCACACCCUAUGUUUACAUAUUGGUAGUUAUGGGUAUGGAAAAGUGUGUGGUGUUGUAAGUAAAUACCAACUUGUAUCAAGAAUUAACAAUAUAAACUGUCCUUACAGAGAACUUUAUUUAAUAAGUAUUUGAUGUAGUAGUAAUUUUCCCUAGCAAGUUUCACUUCAGCAGAGGCUGAUAGGCAGAACAGUAUUACGAAAAUAUGGUGCUUUGAGAAGCAAGUUUUACCAUUCAUCAGUAAGAAGAUUUGUUACUCAUUCUAGAUUGCAUAUUUAACAGCUCGCUCUGGUGCAAAUCUGUUUUUGUGACUCAGUGUCUUCUGGUAAAAUUGCUCAGUGAAAUGAUUUGUCCUAGUGCCACAAUCCCAAAGCAGUGCAAACAAGGACAUGGUUUGAGGUGAAAGCCCUGAUUGCUCUCUGUUUGCGAAAAGUUUUGCCAUUCUCAGCUGUGUCCCAGAAUGCUGCUGGUUUGCUUUGUCCAUAGAACUCAGUGGAAGCCAUUGAAAACGAAAUCUGUCCCUCUCCAUAUAGACCAAUCCUUCAUUGGCAUAACUCUAGCCCAGGUUCUCUUUCUCGGGUUGAUAAAAAUAGAACCCAGUAGCUUGGUUGUAAGUACCGUAUAUGAUGACAUUUGGCAUUACUUUGGGGGUGGGGUUAAUAUAUAUGAGGAUAUUUAUGUAUAUAUAUUGUACAAAUUUUACAAAUUGAUUAAUAUUCAAGAAGUUAAUGAAUAAGAUAAGCAAAAAUAACCAUACCUAUAUCUAAUGAGCUGAAUGUUUUUUCAUAAAAGUGUCAAAUAGAUGUUCUCAUAAAAUACUAUAAUUAUUCAAAUUUUCAUAAAUAUAUUCCAUAAGAAAAUAUUGUUAUAUUAAUACUACAGCUACUAAAGGAUUACAAAGAGAUCCUAUAAAUGCAAAUCUGACUGGGUCUUCUUAUAUUAUAAAAAGCCAUGUUUUCUGUAUUUCCCCAAAUAAAAAGCUUUGAUUGA